AUGCAGUGCUGUUGUCCUCGAGGGGGACUGAAGACAAUUUGGGAAUUACUUACCGAAAUUGGACUUGGGCAGUAUGCACAGAUCUUCCAAGAAAACGUGAUUGCUAUUGAGCAUGUACAAUACAUGACAGAUGACGACUUCCUAUCACUUGGCGUAAAUGUAAUAGGGAUAAGACUGAAAAUAAAACAAGCUUGUCAGACAUACCUGAAAGGUAUACAGUCAUCACCAGUAGUGUCCAAGUUCAGGGAGCUAGCAAACAGGAGAAAAAGGAAAAGAAAUGAGCCAAAGACAGAAAAAGGAACACGGCGUAUAUACGUGGGGUGGAAGCAUUGGACAUCAAAGGUUUAUAAGAUGGUUGGACCCAAUGAUGAUGGUGGUAAACAAAUGAUAGACGUGCCAAAAGAUUGUGACUUUGAAAAAUUACAGAAAAGGAUAUUAGAUGUGUACUUUCCUGGUGGACGAUCAGAAGCAAAGGGAUUGGAUUUGGAAAAUUUAAAUUUCUUUAUUACCGGUUUUUCUGGACAUGAACUUCCAAAACUUGAAGAAUAUGGUGGAUUCACAGUUGGGAACUAUUUUCAAUUUACUAAGUGCUCACCUGUCAGACUUUAUCUCCAUACUUCAUACAAAGAGUCUGGCAGAACUGCACCACUGUCUUGUCCACCAAAUGUAAACUCAACUUUUAUAGAUGAUACAUCAGAGGAUGAGUUGCCCAGCCUCAGCAAUCUUUCUCGGACUAGAAAUAGAGUCACAAACAGGUCUCAGUCAUCAACUUCGCAGUCCCACAUACCAACAUCUGGAGUGGCUAUUGAACGUCGGCUUGGCCAGGUCCUUUCACCCCCUAUGGAAGUCGCCCAGAACCCAGCUGUUGAAACCACUGCCACAAACAAUGAAAGCUCAGAUGAAUGA
This is a messenger RNA of Mya arenaria, 906 nucleotides long. RefSeq lists its product as uncharacterized. The transcript has 6 exons. Bases 1 to 906 code for a protein of 301 amino acids. NCBI's taxonomy places the organism in Eukaryota, Metazoa, Mollusca, Bivalvia, Myida, Myidae. The record is from RefSeq and is a predicted model, not a curated record. Gene Ontology annotation, molecular function: protein binding.